GGCACAACCGGCGACGCGACGCGUUGCAUAAAUAAUAAUUACAAGCUUUCGCGAUCCUGCUUGGUGGUGUUGUUCUUUCUUCCUUUCCAUCUCACGCUUCCCAUCCCACCAUCUUGCUUUCCUUGCGAGUUCAAGGGCAGAUCCUUACAUUGGCUACACACGGAAGGCUAUAAUAUGGCACCGCGUGACUCGUAUGUGGCGUAUGGCCCGCGACCCACCUCAUCAUUCACGACGUCGGCUGGAUACCAUAAUUACCUGAAUGCCGGACAGCUGUCAAACAUCUCGCACUGCAUCCAAGCGGUCUCGCUAGCAUGUGCACAUCUGGAAGAUAUGAAUGCCUUCAUGGGGCAUAUGAUCGCGCCAUACGAGCGCCUCUCAGUGGUUUUGUCCAACAAACGUCAUUUUGACCUCGUCAGCGAGACAGAGAUUACAAAAGCACGAGACCACCUCAGCAGUGAAAUUGCACCGCAGCUGACCGAGCUUAUGGACAAAGCCAAGGAGAGUUUAGAGAAGGAGGAGAGGCAGAUGAAGGCGCUACGAAACAAGACGCUGCAACAACAGGCGCAGCUCGAAGAAAUGGGCAUCAAGCUCGAACCCCCCGCUCCUCCUGCAACCGCAGUGCCAGCAGAGGGCACGCCAGAAGCUGCUGCAGCUGUCAAGGCAGCGGAACGCGAGCUCCAGGCGCUCAAGAAGCAGGUUGCCAGCCUCAGAAGGAAAAGAGAGCUGUUGUCCAAGAGCGUUGAGAAGCUCGAAAGUGACGUAGACCGAUCUGAAAAGCAAUCGAGAUAGGGCAGCCUAUGUCUCUUGCUUCCUUGCACCUAUUUUUCUCAUGUUGUAUCAUAUUCUCGUCGCAAGUGCAACACUCAACAACUCGAAAGGUCCUAUUCGAAACUGGAGACUGAUAUGACUCGAUCAACAGCAACUUGAACGCAUCGCCUUCUCGGACGUCUUGGUUGAUCGACUGUGUCAUCAAAGAAACGAAAGACGUGAGUAUGGAUGAACCAUCAUUUUUGCGGACUGCAGGAUGUAUAUCUCUCGCGGGUCUGGCAACGGACCCAAAGUUUGAGAUUUUUGGCCGGUAGGGCCACCCUCUGUGUGUCGCAAGUACUUGGCAACCUGAUAAACCUACAGUGAAACGGUAUUGUGUUGGGCGUGGCCCUCUCUCCCUGCGGGAUUUUGAUGCAUCAUAUCCGGAAUGGAG
Messenger RNA from Tilletiaria anomala UBC 951, 1201 nucleotides. RefSeq lists its product as uncharacterized. Gene Ontology annotation, cellular component: DASH complex; spindle microtubule. The record is from RefSeq and is a predicted model, not a curated record. Gene Ontology annotation, biological process: attachment of spindle microtubules to kinetochore. Bases 175 to 789 code for a protein of 204 amino acids. The transcript has 3 exons. Lineage: Eukaryota; Fungi; Basidiomycota; Exobasidiomycetes; Georgefischeriales; Tilletiariaceae.